CCAAGUCUAGAAAGAGGGGAAGAAAUCCCGGAGGGGAAGAACAGAAAAACGAUCAUGGCCACCGCGGGAGCAAGCGCCAGCUCCGCUGCCGUCUCCUCCGCCUCCGCUGCUGCUGUUGCCGCCUGCCCGUCAACUGUAGCGCCUUUUGCUUUGCGGAAGAACUACGUGACCCUUAAACAGCUGCAAGAUCUGCGCCUCAAGGAGCAGUUCGACGAAGAAAAGAAGCUUCGCGAUUGCGAUUUCAAUAUCAAGGGAGCAGAAGCGGCCCGAUCCAGCCGCCAUCGGCCUCCUCGUGGAUUUCGGAGACGGGCGGCUCCGUGGCCGGCACCGUUGUCGAUUUCGGAGUUGACCGGGCGGAAGGGGACUGCUGAUGAUUCCGCCCCGGCCUUUGCAAUUGGCGAAUCUGCUGGGGGAGAUGGUAAGCGGGCUUGGAAGGGUAAGGAUACACUAAAAUCUGAUGCACAGAAGCGCGCAGGACCGGAGGAGUCUUCGGAGAACCCCAUUCCGGCGAACAAGGAAGGCAAUGGUCGAAAUCGGUCGGCAAGAGCGCAACUUAAGCUUACUGGGGUUUCUGGUGAUGAACCGAAGGCGGCGGUCCUCGAAUCUGAGCGAGCAUCUCGGGACAAGCCCAUCUCGGCGAAGGAGGGCAAGGGUCAAAAUCGCCAGGCGAGUCUUCAGCCCAAGCUCCCCGGGAUUUCUGGUGGUGCAUCGGAGGUGAUGGUUAUCGAAUCUGAGGAGGCAUCUCGGAAAAAUCACAUUCCGGUUAGGAACGAAGGAGAGCGUCGAAAUCGGCACCGAGCGUCGGCGCGGCGAAAGCGAGCCGGGGUUUCUGGUGGGGAUGCCGAAUCUAAGGGGGCAUCUUCAAAGAAUCCCUUUCCGAUGAAGAAGGUAGGCGAGGAUCAACAUCGGCCAAAGCUCACCGGGAUUUCUACCGGUGGACCGGAGGUGUCAACUACUGAAUCUAAAAAGGCACCUUCGAAGAAUCCCAUUCCGAUGAAGAAGGUAACAGAGAAUCAAAAUCGACGGCGAGCGAUGGCUCAGCCAAAGCUCGCCGGGGUUUCUUGUGGUCAACCAGAGGUGGUGGUCACCGACGAAUCAUCUUCAAGGAAUCCCAUUCCGAUGAACAAGGAACGAGAAGUUCAAAAUCAGGGCCUGACGCAGCCCAAGCUCGCCUAUUUUCCUUGCAACCGGCCGGAGCCUUCGGUGCAGGUGCAGCAGCAGGGCUUCAAAGGAGGCGAGGAAGCCAUCACCAGAACGCCGAGAAAGGCGUCAAAUCCGGUGAGAGGCGGUGGUCGGCGGUCGAGAAAACUCGGUCCGGCUGGCUCGGUCUGGGUCAGGAAGACCCUAAGCUCUUAAAUGGUUCUAGGCAGACCAUGGCAAGGUACCUUACCAAGUUACCAUCACUCCAUUGCAUUAUCUUCCGUAGAGCUUGGCCGGUGAAAAAUUUCCGUAGAAUCAGAUUGAUCGCCCCAGGUUCAUCAGGUGCUUCGCCCACACCGGAACUCGCCUCUCUAUCCGUCUCGAGUUGGCUCAGGUUGCCCUUCUCUUUGAUGAGCUGAGUAUGGUGGUGCUUGCAGUAGAGUUUUCCGUCGUGGGCAAUGUAGUUAGAAGGGCUGAUGACGCAUCCGCCAUGGCAGCAUUUGAAGCAGCUCUUGUGAUAUGCCGCUCCAUUAACCUUGACCUUCAAGAAGUAUACAGUUCGAUCGAUCAGUUCAUCGAUACAUAAGCAUUUUAUUUGAUCACAAUAGUCUGAGAAAUAACCCUUUCAGUUGGUACCAUGAUUUUUAACUCGGUGUCAGUAUCGAAUCUAACAGGCUUACGGAAAACUCGAAUUGCUCUCUACCUCAUUGUCGAUAGGCUUCUCUGGUUUCACAAUUUUUGGGGUCCCUAAAGGUUGCAAACGAGAGCAGUUUCAAGUUUCAGAACAUCAAGAAAUUUUCAUUUGGAAAUGACAGAAAAUGACAGGGACCUUCGAAGCUUUUCUCCAGGCUGCCUGUGGUUUUGUACAGCUGAUCAAAAUGGGGUUUGCAAUAUAGCACUCCUUCAAAGGAAUUGAAGUUUCCCAACUGCACAAAACUAAAAAUGAGGAGGCGCAACGAUGAAGGGAGAAGGAAAAGAUGAUUGAACCUUCAAGGUGCCAUUGCAGUGGUGGCAGCGGAAGCAGGCCUUGUGGUAGGGCCGCUUAUCGGCGAUGAGCUUGUCGACCAAAUACACCGUCUUGUCGCAAGCAGUGCACUUGGUGGUUGUCCCCUGAAAUGCCAUUGUUGUCUCUACCUUCCGGUAGCUCGGAGAAUUAAUCGAUGAGUAAAUGAAUGGUGAAUGGAACUUGGUGUUGUUUGAUCCCAAGGGAGAGGGGAGGAAGCAUGGGGGACGGAGAGGGAGGAAGGAGGAAUAAAAGGAAGUGAGGGGAAGAGAAUUGCGGAGGAGCCAACAAAAGCAAAUAGGAAGAGAGGUAGUGAAGGAUAAUGGUGGAUGAGAAGACAAGCCAUUAUUAGCUAGAAAGAAAGGUAAUGGUUUGUGAAGUGUCCAACUCCCCAAAUCUUCUUGCC
Messenger RNA from Zingiber officinale, 2549 nucleotides. RefSeq lists its product as uncharacterized. The transcript is spliced from 3 exons. The record is from RefSeq and is a predicted model, not a curated record. Lineage: Eukaryota; Viridiplantae; Streptophyta; Magnoliopsida; Zingiberales; Zingiberaceae. Bases 55 to 1356 code for a protein of 433 amino acids.